AUGCAUCUCCAGCAACACCGUUCGCUCCUCCCCAGCCAACCAGCUCGUGCUCCACCUGCAUGGACUCUCGUAGCUUCCUCUCUCACCAGUGCUGCUCGCUUUUCCUCCACCUCCACCUCCUCAUCCCCACCAUCCUCAAAACCCCCACACAAGCGGUCCUCCACUGCAGCCCCCGCUUCCUCCAGCCCAGCUCAGCGACCCCCGGUCAUCUGCUUCACCCGCCAGCAGCCGCUGCCUCCGCUUCCGCGGCAAUCAGCCGCCUUCCGCAGCGGCCUGCUGCUGGCUUUCUGCAUCUGGGCCGGUGCUGCGCUGUUUGCCAUCCACUACGGAAAGCAAAACUCAAACGUGACGCAAACGGUGAUGCACAGAGUCCAGCGGUCGCCGGCGGCGCGUUCGCUGCUGGGCGACAACAUCCGUUUCACGUAUCCGUUUCCCUGGGUGUCGGGCGCCAUUUCCAAACGCAAAGGAAAAAUCGACAUCGCGUUCCAUGUCACGGGGUCGCGCGCCAGCGGGAUCGUUCAUUACACCAGCAUAAAACUCGGCCCGGCCUUCAGCUGGCUCGAGGAAAAGUGUCUGCUCACUGUCGGCGACGAAGCCGUGCCAAUUGAUUAA
Schizosaccharomyces japonicus yFS275 is the source of this 612-nucleotide messenger RNA. RefSeq names its product inner membrane protein. Bases 1 to 612 code for a protein of 203 amino acids. Gene Ontology annotation, biological process: mitochondrial respiratory chain complex IV assembly. The record is from RefSeq and is a predicted model, not a curated record. Lineage: Eukaryota; Fungi; Ascomycota; Schizosaccharomycetes; Schizosaccharomycetales; Schizosaccharomycetaceae. The transcript has 2 exons.